Messenger RNA from Podarcis muralis (Common wall lizard), 4108 nucleotides. NCBI's taxonomy places the organism in Eukaryota, Metazoa, Chordata, Lepidosauria, Squamata, Lacertidae. The record is from RefSeq and is a predicted model, not a curated record.
GAUGCAGAGGACUGUCCAGACUUUAUCUAUCUCUCAAGGAGGAGAUGAGGAACUGCCCAGGGAAUCUGUUUGGGGUACUGUGGAGGCAUGAGGAUAGGUCCUUCGGGAUCCCUGGAUUGCCCCCUGGCCAAGCUCAUUUUGGGAAAGCCGACAGGACUUUAAUUCAGAAAGUACAUUGGGAAGAGUUUAGAACCAGUUGCUAAUCUCUGCACCAGCUGCUAAUCUCCAGGAACAAUUACUCUGUGGUUACUUGUUCUGGUGAAUUGGGGAAGACAGACGGUUGUGAAAAGUCUUUGCACUGGAAGCAAGUGGGGCAUUUCCCCUUGACAGCCACCUGAUGAGGCCCAGAAGCAGCCUGCAAAAAGGAGGACAGGGUCCAACCCCACUCCUGGAAAUAACCUUUGGGCAAUCGCAGGUCCACUAGGAAGAGGCCCCAGCUUCCUUUUUCGCAAGGCAUAAAGAUCUGGACCCCUCACCGAUUGCAUGGAGUCUGGACUUGAAUGAGCGAAGGAGAAGGUGCCCCAGGGUGAAGAGCUUGGUGUUUUGGGAUUCUUCUUGGGCGCUGAACUGCAGGCGCCAGUUGCUGUGAUUCUGAGGGUCUCCGACAGGGAGAAGUGUGUGAGAGCAGAGCAUCUUGGCGGAGGAGAAUCUAGCAGAAGAAGACACCCUGAACUGCAGAACCAAAGGAGGGCUCCUGGAGUAGUUGUGCACAGGGAUACCAAGAAAAGACGAUGGAGAGAUCCGGUCUCCUGUUUUAUUAAAGAAAGGGGUAGACUCACAGCAAGUCUCCCAGCCUUUGCAGACGCAGGAUGGACACCACAGCAAGGAGACUUUGGUUUGCCUGCACCCUAGAAAAUGUUCACACAUUCUUUAUACACAAAGCAGUAUCUGUCCCUCUGCCUAGGACUCCCCACCGGAGGGCAGAGGUGGUAAUAGCCAAACCUUACCCUUAGCUCCCGUUUCUGGGCUCAGAGCCCAGCACCGCAAAGCCCACAGAUAAGGGGAACAUCCAAGCCAGUCAAUUAGCCUGGAUCAAAGCAAGCAAAUAUAAGCAUAUAGGAGCCCACUGCUACAACCACUACCAGUUAACUGUGGGGUUAUCUUGACUACCAGCACGGCGUUAGGGAAGCUUUCAGAACAGCUCAGCUUUGGUUCAACACCCUGGAUGAGGCCCACCUUGUCCAGCCUCCUGUUUUCACACUGGCCAAACAGAUGCCUGUGGGAAACGCACAGGUCAGAUUCGAACACAAGCCCCCUCCCCUCUUGCGGCUUCCAGGAAUGGCUAUUUGGAAGCAUGUGCUGUUCCCAACUGUGGAGACAGAGCAGAGCUGUCCUGGCUAGUAGUCACUGAUGGCCUCCUUUGCCCAAUCCUCUUUGGAAGCCGUCUCACUUGGUGGUAUCCCUGCCUCCUGGGGGAGGGAGUUCCGCAGGUGAACUCUGCACUGUAUGAAGAAGGACUUUCUUUGGUCUGUCCAGAAUCUUCCCAGAUGCCACGGCCAGUUCAGGACACAGACCCUGACUUUAAGGAGCCCAGAAGAGUUUCCUGCAGCCGUUUCUUGCACUGAUGACUUCAACACACCCUGUUUUGAUGAGCUUCACAUCCUCCCCUUUGUCUCCCUUCCUGUGCUCCUCGUGAGAGUGCCCCCAAGGAGGCAGAGCGGGGGGUUGGUGGGGGUCCGGGGCCUGCAAGAGCGCUUUGGCCCCCAGCCACCAGGAAGGAAGCCUGCUGAGAACGAAGAGGGGUGGCUGUUGGUGGCUGCUAUGGCAACAGAGGCAGGAAGAGAACCCGGCCUCCUUGGCAGCAGUUGGGGGCUGCUCCUGCUGGCUGCCGGGGAGGGUGUGGCUGCCUUGGUCCUGGCCUGCUGGGCGCGCUCUGCAUGUGCCAGGCGGGCAGGAGGAGGGCCUGGCUGCCGGAGAAAGCUGCUGCCGGGUGGGGGAGCUCAAAGCAGCCUGCACGGUCUCCCCUCCCCACGUUCCCCUCUCAGCAGCCCUGCAAGCCGCGAAGUGGUGGGAGACCCGGCCGAGAUGUCGCAUGAGAAGAGCUUCCUGGUGUCUGGAGACCCCUUCCCUGGGCAGCAGCCGCCGGCCCCACCUGGCUAUGCCCAGCAGCCCUACCCAGUGGCUCCCUACCCGCAGCCCCAGCCGGUGGCAUACGGCCAGCCUGGAUACCCGCAGGGCGCCUACCCGGUUGCGGCACCCUACCCACAAGCGGCACCCUACCCUCAAGCACCCUACCCUCAGGCACCCUACCCCACGCCCUACCCACAAGGGCCCUACCCACAGGGGCCCUACGCCCAGCCGCAUCCGGGAGUCGCCGUGGACCCAGACUCGCCCGUGCACAGCAACUACCAUGAGGACGGGCCGCCCUCCUACUAUGACAACCCGGAUUUCCCCCCCACCAACUGGGAGGACAAGACCAUCCGCCAGGCCUUCAUUCGCAAGGUGUUCCUGGUGCUGACCAUCCAGCUGUCGGUGACCUUUGCCUUUGUGGCCAUCUUCACCUUUGUGAAGGGCGUGAAGGGCUUUGUGCGGAAGAAUGUCUGGACCUACUACGUCUCCUACGUCUUCUUCUUCAUCUCCCUCAUCGUCCUCAGCUGCUGUGGGGAGUUCCGGCGCAAGCACCCCUGGAACCUCGUGGCCAUGUCCAUCCUGACCCUGAGCCUCUCCUACAUGGUGGGCAUGAUUGCCAGCUUCUACGACACGGACGCCGUCAUCAUGGCCGUGGGCAUCACGACCGUCGUCUGCUUCACUGUCGUCAUCUUCUCCCUGCAGACCAAGUACGACUUCACCUCGUGCCGAGGGGUGCUGAUCGUCUGCCUGGUGGUCCUGUUCAUCUUCGCCAUCCUUUGCAUCUUCAUCCGGAACCGCAUCCUGCAGAUUGUCUAUGCCUCCCUGGGCGCCCUCCUCUUCACCUGCUUCCUGGCCAUGGACACCCAGAUGAUAAUAGGGAACAAGCAGCUGGCCAUCAGCCCGGAGGAAUACAUCUUUGCGGCCCUCAACCUUUACACGGACAUUAUCAACAUCUUCCUCUACAUCCUGGCCAUCAUUGGGCGCGCCAAGGAGUAGGCUGCCCUCUGACCCCUUCAGGGGCUAGUUCCUUCCAAGCCCUGUCUUUUGCUGUGGUUCUCCUCCCUUUUAUUCCCACCCCGUGGGGUCUCCCCCGCCCCGGUUUUUGUUGUGUUCCUGCCCGUCCCUUGAGUUUGAGUUCUUUGCCCCUUCCCCCUCCCUGUCUUGUGCUUUUCUGGGGAAGGAUACCUGAAAAGAAGGGGGAGUCCAAGGUAGCCAACGGGCCCCCCCUCUCGACCGGGGAGGCAGCACUCACCUCCAGCCUGCCGUACGCUGGUGUCAGUUUUUGGAAAGGAAAGGAAGGGCUCCUCUGCCCUGCGUCUCCCUGGGGCUGUGCAGAGUUCGGAAGAGGAUGUAAAUAUGCUGUGCUUGUCUCUUUUGUAUUUUGGUCUAGAAAUGCUAAUUUAAUUUUGAGGAAUGUCCUUGUCUUGGGCGUGCCACUCACAGCCGCUUCUUCCCGUGGGUACAGGGCUGUUCUGGGGCUCUGGACACACGCAAACCGCCCCCUGCCUCUUGGCUGGCAGCAAGGUUCCCCACCCCCCCUUGCCACCUUCCACCCCCACCCCUGAAUGAUGCUGAUACGGGUGCCGCUUCCUGUCCUGCCCAGGCUGGCCUCCCACGUUGCUGGGCUCUCCUGGUCCAGCCACUGUGGGGGCUGAGUGCCUGGAUGAUGCCCAUGUCCCGUUUUUACAAAUAUCGUCCAGAAAAGUAGGGGUGGCUUCUCCCCUCUAGCUCGGGGGGCAGAGACUGCUCAGCUGCCUUUUCUCAGGCUCCCCUUGGGGCGUGCGGGGAAGACGCCUUCCUUGCUCCUGGCCCUUUUCUACAGAGCUGUGUAGUCUCCUGACCCUUUUUGUCUGGGGACCCUGUACCCCAUCCUUCCUUCUCCCCUUCUUCUCCCCCCUCCCUGCCCCCCGCAAUCUGGCUGGCUUUAGGGGGGCCCUGCACUACUGCAUGCUGAGCAGCCACUACUGUGCCCCCAGGGCCAGCCUCUGCACUCAACUGUAAAAAUAGGAUGUCCUAAUAAAAGUGAGAAUGUACCAGA